AAAUAUUUAGUUACCAUCGUCAAGUCACCAUUGUCGGUAUGGGGAUAGUGUGCUAAUGUAUUAAAAUAAAGAGUUAAUUUAACGUUUCGGAGGAUCGUUUUUGUAAGAUCGUGUCCUUCAUGAAGUCCUGAUAAGAUGAAGCCUUUCAUAAAACAGGCAUUCGUGGUGUCCGGGGCAGCUCUUAACAUAGCUGGACACGGUUGUGCUCACGGCUUUCCCGCUGUGUUGUUCACCCAGAUUAAGAGCGAUGGAGGACCUGUUACACUCACCGAUCACGACACUUCAUGGAUUGCGUCCGCAGUUGGUGUAAUGGGUAUCGUUGGUAACUUUAUAUCUCCCGUUUUGAUGACACGCUUCGGAAGACAAAAGGCACAUCUACUUUGCACCAUACCAGCUCUCCUAGGCUGGAUCGUAUUCGUCCUGGGAAAUUCCGUUCCAAUGUUCCUAUUAGCACGACUUCUCCAUGGCCUAGCUCUAGGAUUACGCACGCCAUUAGCAGCUAUCCUAGUAGCAGAAUACACUGAGCCUAGAUACCGAGGCGCGUUUCUAGGCACUUUUGCUAUAUCACUAGGAUUAGGUAUUUUGCUCUCUCACGUGUGGGGCGCACAUUUGACGUGGAAAAUGACUGCGGUGGUAUGUUCUAUAUUCCCACUGAUUUCCAUGGCAAUAAUAAGCUUAUCCCCAGAAUCACCGAGUUGGUUAGUCUCCAAAGGGAAAUUUGACGAAGCGAAAAAAGCCUUCCGAUGGGUUAGAGGAGACGGCGAAGAGCAACGAGAAGAAUUAGAAUCGAUGAUACGAGCCCAAGAAAAGGAGAAGCAUUUAGAAGAAUCGAGGAAGAACCGAGAAGCGCAAGAGACGUUAAAGGUGAAAAGAUUAUUCAAGUCUAUUAUGGACACGAUAAAGGGUGUCAUGAAGAUAUUUAAGAAAAGAGAAUUUUAUAAACCGUUAAUAAUAGCUAUUUGUAUGUUAAUUGUGUUUGAAUUUGGUGGAGCGCACAUGGUUCCAGCUUACGGUAAUUUGAUAUUACAAUCAGUUUUAGAUAAAGACGAUCCCAAGGAUGUGUCAUGGCAAUUUACGGUAAUAGAUUUAUUGAGAACUGUGUGCGCUUUCCUAGCGAUAUUCUUACUCAAGAACGUUAAACGUAGAACCAUAUUAUUCACAAGUGGUGCGAUGACCGUUUUAUCUCUUGCUUUAAUAUCUGUUUUUAUAUACUUAAGAAAAGCCGAAAUGCUUACUCAUAGCUUUUUAUUAGACACAGUUCCAAUGACGUUAAUGAUAUUCUACAGUAUAUCAUUCUGCUUGGGCUUGGUACCUCUCAAUUGGGUUAUAUGCGGUGAAGUAUUUCCAUUGACGUAUAGGAGUUUAGGAUCAACUUUGUCUACGUCAUUUUUGACGCCAGCUUUCGUCGUUUCAAUGAAAACAGCUCCACAUUUGUAUUCAUCUAUCGGUGUGGAGGGAGCAUUUCUAGUCUAUUCAGUUACCUUGACUGUGUGUUUGUUGGUAAUGUACGUUAUGCUACCCGAAACUAAGGAUAGGACUUUACAAGAUAUUGAAGACAGUUUCAAAGGUAAAACGGAAACGGACGUUGAGGUACAACUCAGUCUUAUUGAAAACGGAAAGGUUGUAAAAUAGUUUUAAAUUUUAAGUGAUCAAGUUCAAAAUUAUGUUGUACGAAAUGUUUAAUUAAGAGAAGCAAUGUGCUACGUUUUUGUACCACUCUUGCUUGUAAUAAGUAUU
Molecule: messenger RNA, 1737 nt
Organism: Vanessa tameamea
Lineage: Eukaryota; Metazoa; Arthropoda; Insecta; Lepidoptera; Nymphalidae
Product: facilitated trehalose transporter Tret1-like
Exons: 4
Coding region: 136-1632 (498 amino acids)
Biological process (GO): transmembrane transport
Cellular component (GO): membrane
Molecular function (GO): transmembrane transporter activity
Source: RefSeq, a predicted model, not a curated record